Molecule: messenger RNA, 1723 nt
Organism: Miniopterus natalensis
Lineage: Eukaryota; Metazoa; Chordata; Mammalia; Chiroptera; Miniopteridae
Gene: HRH3
Product: histamine receptor H3
Biological process (GO): adenylate cyclase-inhibiting G protein-coupled acetylcholine receptor signaling pathway; chemical synaptic transmission; G protein-coupled receptor signaling pathway, coupled to cyclic nucleotide second messenger
Cellular component (GO): dendrite; plasma membrane; synapse
Molecular function (GO): G protein-coupled acetylcholine receptor activity; G protein-coupled serotonin receptor activity; histamine receptor activity
Source: RefSeq, a predicted model, not a curated record
GGACCGCGGUGCUGGCCGCGCUCAUGGCGCUGCUCAUUGUGGCCACGGUGCUGGGCAACGCGAUGGUCAUGCUCGCCUUCGUGGCCGACUCGAGCCUCCGCACCCAGAACAACUUCUUUUUGCUCAACCUCGCCAUCUCCGACUUCCUCGUGGGGGCCUUCUGCAUUCCGCUGUAUGUGCCCUAUGUGCUGACGGGCCGCUGGCCUUUCAGCAGGGGCCUCUGCAAGCUGUGGCUGGUCGUGGACUACCUGCUCUGCGCGUCCUCUGUCUUCAACAUCGUGCUCAUCAGCUACGACCGGUUCCUGUCCGUCACCCGCGCUGUCUCUUACCGGGCCCAGCAGAGCAACACGCGGCGGGCGGUGUGGAAGAUGGUGCUGGUGUGGGUGCUGGCCUUCCUGCUGUACGGGCCGGCCAUCCUGAGCUGGGAGUACCUGUCGGGCAGCAGCUCCAUCCCCGAGGGCCACUGCUACGCGGAGUUCUUCUACAACUGGUACUUCCUCAUCACGGCCUCCACGCUCGAGUUCUUCACGCCCUUCCUCAGCGUCACCUUCUUCAACCUCAGCAUCUACCUGAACAUCCAGAAGCGCACCCGCGAACGGCUAGACGGGGUCCGCGAGGCCUUCGGCCCAGAGCCCCCACCCGAAGCCCAGCCCUCUCCGCAAGCCGUGCGUGGCUGCUGGGGCUGCUGGCAGAAGGGGCGGGGGGAGGCCAUGCCACUGCACAGGUACAGGGCCAGGGUUGGCGAGGCAGCCCCUGGCACCCAGGCAGGGGAGGCGGCCUUGGGGGGCAGUGGUGGGGGCACCGUGGACUCACCCACCUCCAGCUCGGGGAGCUCCUCUCGGGGCACAGAGCGGCCUCGCUCACUCAAGAGGGGCUCCAAGCCAUCUGUGUCCUCAGCGUCACUGGAGAAGCGCAUGAAGAUGGUGUCCCAGGGUAUCACCCAGCGCUUUCGGCUGUCACGGGACAAGAAGGUGGCCAAGUCACUGGCUGUCAUUGUGAGCAUCUUUGGGUUUUGCUGGGCCCCGUACACACUCCUGAUGAUCAUCCGGGCCGCCUGCCAUGGCCACUGCAUCCCAGACUACUGGUAUGAGACGUCCUUCUGGCUGCUGUGGGCCAACUCGGCAGUCAACCCGGUCCUCUACCCUCUGUGCCACUACAGCUUUCGCCGCGCCUUCACCAAGCUGCUCUGCCCCCACAAGCUCAAGGUCCAGCCCCACAGCUCCCUGGAGCACUGCUGGAAGAAGACAAGAAGAAAACACAUCUGUGAACUCGAUGUUCCUUGGAUGUUUAAUCAAGAGAGACAAGAUUGCAGAGGAGCUCAGAGCAGGAUUGGCAAGUGGGGGCUCCCACGCCCUCUCUCCUCAUGCUGCUGUUUCCGGCUGAGCUAUGCCAGCUGCUUCUGCCCACCCUGCCCCCAGCUUGGGUGCUGGGCCCAACUGGUGGCUCUGAGAGUGGCCAAAACUUGGAUGCCUGUUUGGUCCGUAGGCUGCCAUCCCACCCCCUCUGUUCAACCAGCGUUUCCUGGGGCUGAUGGGGCAGAGGGCCUCAGCCCUGCCCUGAGGGUCCCGAGGCUCUCAGGGUAGUCAGAGGGGACCAGGCUCGGGUGCCUAGUGGAGGGACUGCUUAGCCACAUCCACUUACCACAUGGGUGCCCUGCAUGCUCCGCUCCCACCAUGCUAGCCCUGCAGACUCUGAGGUCCAUAGUAAAGUGUAUUUUUUUAUU